AUGUCAACGUUUAUGAAUUGUACAAGAUGUGAAAUUUGCGCUGCAGCGCUUAACAUCUAUGCACCGAUGUCAUUCGUUCAUUUUUCCCUACUUUUUCGACUAAUUCUUGGACCUAUUGUCACUCUUGGAAUCCUUAUUCUUACUCUGGCAAUAUUUCGUACUAAAACAUUACAUUAUAAUGCUCGAUUAUUGCUGAUGUGUAUGACAAUUUCAGUUAUCGUCUGUAAUAUAGGUGUACUUCUGGAUGCUAUAUACAAACUCCUUAUCUCUUUUGUACUUCCGGAAGAGAUUCGUUGCGAAUAUCAAGUCUAUAAACCGCAAUAUAUUUUUGCUAUGCGAAGCCUUCAUACAGGUGGGGGUAUGGGACUUGCUUUAUCCACAUUUUUUCUGGCUGCUGAACGUACUCUAGCAACUAUUACUUAUGUGACAUACGAACAGAAUGUUCGUCGAUGGGUUGGAAUUGCCUUGGCAGUAGUGCAGAUUCUUCUCUGUCUACCUUUAUCGAUACGAACCUCUCCUCCACCUCAAUUCUAUCCCUAUGUAACACCUUACAUUGGUAAUUCAGAACGGACGAUAGUGUUCGGAAAUAUUCUAGUCGGGAUCAAUAUUUUUGCUCUAUUGGUGUACACAACUUUAUACUUGGUGAAUCGACGAAGAAGAAGAUUCCUUAGUGAUUCACAUUUACGUGUGUUAUCCAUACGAUUUCAACUAAGGGAAAAUAUUGCAACAACACGUCUCAUGACACCUGUGAUGGCGGUUGUCACAAUUAUGACCACCUCAGCUCAAUGGGUAUUCUACACGUAUCUACCUAUUUUGAAUCGAGAGACCGUAGUUACAUCAAAAGUCCUGGAACAAGUGACCAGAUAUGCACCAUAUGGUGAAUUUCAGUUAUCAAUGAUGCCCGUUCUCGCAUUGUUGUUGGUCCUGCUACUCCCAUGCUUUAAUCUGCACAUUAAACGAUCUUUUGUUCGUAUUUCACAUUUAAAAAUGUGUUUUCCGGAAGAUCCACCAUCGAUCGAUACUGUAACAGCGGAGCAGGCUCGUGAUCUGUAUUUUGCGAAAUUAAAAGGACAAUGUUAUGAUAACGCUGUACCACGUGCACAAUUGUAA
Messenger RNA from Necator americanus (New World hookworm), 1110 nucleotides. RefSeq lists its product as uncharacterized. The coding region runs from base 1 to 1110 and encodes 369 amino acids. NCBI's taxonomy places the organism in Eukaryota, Metazoa, Nematoda, Chromadorea, Rhabditida, Ancylostomatidae. The transcript has 9 exons. The record is from RefSeq and is a predicted model, not a curated record.